Messenger RNA from Danio aesculapii, 4432 nucleotides. It is a transcript of the gene dync1li2, whose product is annotated as dynein, cytoplasmic 1, light intermediate chain 2. The record is from RefSeq and is a predicted model, not a curated record. NCBI's taxonomy places the organism in Eukaryota, Metazoa, Chordata, Actinopteri, Cypriniformes, Danionidae. Gene Ontology annotation, biological process: microtubule cytoskeleton organization; microtubule-based movement. Gene Ontology annotation, molecular function: dynein heavy chain binding. Gene Ontology annotation, cellular component: cytoplasmic dynein complex; centrosome.
UUUGUGCCUCUACACUCAAGAUGGCUCCCGUUUUAGAGAAGAAGCUACUGGGCGCAGUCGGGACAGGCGACACUAUGGAAAACAGCAACGAGGAUGAUGAAGGACAAAACCUCUGGUCUUCAAUCCUCAGCGAAGUUUCCACACGCUCAAGCUCUAAGUUGCCUUCUGGGAAAAAUGUAUUGCUUUUUGGGGAGGAUGGGUCAGGAAAGACUACACUUAUGUCAAAACUCCAAGGAGCCGAGCACAAUAAGAAAGGUAGAGGGCUGGAAUACUUGUACCUAAACGUCCAAGAUGAAGACAUAGAUGAUUUGACUCGCUGUAGUGUCUGGAUCCUGGAUGGUGAUCUGUAUCACAAAGGCUUGCUAAAGUUUGCAGUGACCGCAGAGUCGCUGAAGGACAGUCUGGCCGUUUUUGUAGUGGACAUGUCGCGUCCGUGGACCAUUAUGGAGUCGUUGCAGAAAUGGACGAGUGUGCUGCGCGAACAUGUGGACAAACUGAGAAUCCCACCCGAGGAGAUGAGAGAGUUGGAGCAAAGAAUGGUGAAAGCCUUCCAGGAGUAUGUAGAGCCAGAAGAAGCCACACCAGGCUCACCUCAGAGACGAGCUCCAGCAGCCGCAGGAGAAGAUGAGAGUGUGCUGCUGCCCUUAGCAGAUAACGUCCUCACACACAACCUGGGCAUUCCCAUGCUCAUCGUUUGCACAAAGUGUGAUGCUGUCAAUGUACUGGAAAAGGAGCAUGACUACAAAGAGGAGCAUUUUGACUUCAUUCAGUCACACAUCCGGCGGUUCUGUCUACAGUAUGGAGCUGGUUUGAUUUACACUUCAGUCAAAGAGGAGAAGAACCUGGACCUUCUCUACAAAUACAUGGUGCACAAAAUAUACGACUUCCAGUUUUCAUCGCCUGCCUUAGUGGUGGAGAAGGACGCAGUGUUCAUUCCAUCAGGAUGGGACAAUGACAAGAAAAUUGGCAUCUUACAUGAAAACUUUACAACGGUUCGGCCUGAAGAUCCCUUUGAGGACUUUAUAACAAAACCACCUGUACGAAAGUUGGUGCAUGACAAGGAAAUCAGUGCUGAGGAUGAGCAGGUCUUCCUCAUGAAGCAACAGUCUUUGUUAGCCAAGCAGCCGGCCACACCCACAAGAGGAACAGAGUCUCCUGCCCGGACUACGUCUGGUUCACCUCGGCCGACAGGUCGGACAGGACCCACCAAUGUGGCUAGUGUCUCGCCCAUGACCGCGGUGAAGAAACCAGACCCCAACAUGAAAGGAGCUGCUGCAAAUGAGGGAGUGCUGGCCAACUUCUUCAACAGUCUGCUGAGUAAAAAGACAGGUGUUCCAGGCAGUCCUGGGACACCAGGGGCUGGAGCAGGAACAGGAACGGGAACGGGUGUACAAGGCUCUGCAAAGAAAACAGGGCAGAAGCCGGGUUUGACUGACGUCCAGGCAGAGCUGGACCGAAUGACUCGUAAACCCGAUUCCCUGGUAACGGCCAACAAUACCCCAGCGACAGAGAACGAGGCAUGAGUGCACCAACAGCAUUGUCCGCUCUGGAAAUCAACAUGUAACGAUAUAACAGAGGAAAAAAAAAGCUUUCAAGACCAAAAUCCCCCCCCACCUUGUGUGUCAAUCAGCAAACAGAGCGUGGUUUACAGAAAGUGUUGGGAUUCUAUCAGAUGAGUGGACUCUGAUGUUGUGGGGGAACGAGAGGUAGAAAUAUGGAAAGAUGCGACUGCUUUUCUUUGUUUUCAUUUCCAGCCCCCUUUCUGUGUUUGUUUGUUUAUUUGUGGUGAUUAAUUUUUGGUGUGGUAUGGCAGGUCAGGUUAUGGGUGCUUUUCUCCAGAAGACGACGGUCAAACCUCUCAAGUGUGGAGCCUUGCUUUGCUUGGGGAACUAUUAAACGCACCCGUUUCCCUCCUACCGAGCAGAAACGCACUGCUGCAUUCAACCAGCAGUCGCUUCAAGUGUUGCAAUCCGCUACAACUACUGCUAAAAGCCUGAAUACGUUCACUGAAAACAAGAAGUACUUGCAAAAAGAAGUAUAUAGUGUGUACAAACGUAGUUACAUAUAUGCUGAUGUAUUUAUAAAGAAGAAAGCAAAUCAAGCUUUUAUUUUCUCUGUGUUUUAUCAGUGAAAGCGUCACUUAACACUGUUAACAUCACUGAUGUCAUGACACUAAUGACAAACACCCAUUGGCCUUCAGCAUACGAGAACGGCAGACGCCGCCACACCGCCUCUUUAAAUGAUGUAAAUAGAUGCGCUAAAUAUUUGCUAUACAAGCUUUUGAUUUGAUUUUGUAUAAAAUUUAAUUAUUUUAACAAUUUAUGAAGAGCUAUUGCAGAUGAAACGAGUAUCAGGCUGAGCAUUUUAUUUAGGCUGUGGUUUUUGGUUUUGUUUUUGGAGGAGAGCGGCAGGACGGCAUCUUUCCUAGUAUAACUCCCAAGUGCCUGUGUCAUAGUGGAGGUGCUUGUCUCCAAAAGAGGAACUGCACUGUAGCAUCAACAGUCAAUGGUUCUUUUUUUUGGUCCAGCUUCAUGUAAUUUAUUUGUUGUUUUUUUCCAUGUCUGUGGUCAUUGCUUUUUUUGCUUAAAUUACACAUGUUGCUUACUUCAGUGGCCUAGAUCCUUUUUCUUUUUGCUGCCAUAGGGAGCUUGCCUUUCUUUUUGUGAAUGUCACGAUCUUAGUGGGGCAUUUCAUCCCACCUCCCAGUUUAAAAUUCUGGCUUAAACCACUAUAGCACCAUUUUUCAUGUGGCCAAGCGACAGACUGUUCGUCAUGUCAGUCCUUAAGCAUGUCUUGUUUCUGAUAUACAGCUUCUUGAGGAGUGUAUAGUGAUCAAUGUAAAACAUUCCCCCUUUUAAUUUGUCUCUCCCCCUUUUAUGCGAUCUUUCUGGAAGUGUCAAUAUUGCCUUCGGAAUGUCUUUUCACUCAGGGUAGAGUGAGUCCAUACAUGUCCGCCUUCAUUUCUCAACAUUUCUAUUCACUACUGAUACUGUAACUCAUUAAAUUUUCGAUUUCUGGUUUAGCUUAACUAAUCAGACGCAGGCAUGAUGUACGGUUUUGAUCCUUAACGUUCUUCUGACGAAACUUUAAAGAAGCAGCUCAAGUGGCUUUGAAAUGAGCGUCGUGUGUUCAGAUGAAAAAGGAAAACAGAGAAUUGGAAUCUGGAACCAAAGAUGUAGAAUCCACAUGUUAUGUCUAUGUCGAGUAGCUGCCCUGAACUCCUCCCAGGUGGCCGAUCUUGGCUGAGCCUGGAGAAGCCAUCAUUCCACAACAGAUCCUCUGCUUACUGCGGUGGUCUGUGUUCGAUGUCUCACAUUUUUCCACUAGAGUUUGAAGUUUUUGUCCUUUUUUUUUUUUUUUUUUUUAAAGCUCUUCAAGGGAAUAGACCACAAAUGUGUAGCGUUUACUGUUGUUUUGCAUGCACUUGUGUUAGACAAAUCUCAAACCAAUCUAGAGGAACUCGAAUGAAACUAAUGACGUUUAUUGCUGCAUAAUAUCGCUUAACGGUUUCCAUUUUAUGACAGGCAGGGCUAAAGCAUUUGCUGAUAUUCAAGCACAACAUUAAGUCUGGACUAUAUACCUCUCGUUUUAGUGGUUAAGGUUUUCAUCCGUUCAGAUUGUGGGCUAUCAACUUAUGAAGCCUCGGAUCACUUGUACUAUUAUAAACCGCUCAUAUAACCUUAAAAAUGCACUUAAAGUAUUUCAUCACAUUUCUCUGCAUUUGCUGUGUGACUGAAAUCUCCUCGUCUAAAUAUCACUGACACAUUCCUCUGGAAAAUACCUUAUUUCAUGGCGCUAUAACUGUUUUACUGGACGUAAAAAGAAAUUUUGUUAUACUGUCGAAAGCAGCACAUUUGUUUCCCUCCUCAAAUUUCAUUUCUAAGUAGUGGCUCUGUGCAAAUCCAGACAUAAUGGGCUAAGAAAUCGAAAAGCUAACAAGCUGCUCCCAGGUCGCCUGAAGUACUUGAAAAAGCUUCCUAACUCAUGAUCCAUCUGUUUUCCCAAAGGAGACACUCAACGGAUAAAAGGGUGGCCGUCAACAGAAACAAGUUUACUUGGCCUCAGCUUCAUUGAUUUUUUUUUCCCUCGUUUUGGGGACGGUUGCCGUUAAAUAAACAGCACAUUUUGUAUGUAUUUAAUUAGGACUAGGAUGAAAGUUGACGGCUUCGUUCUGUAUAAUCCUUCUAAUAUGCACUUACCCCUGUUAGUGAGAAAAUGCUCUGGCUUCCAAAAUUUUCUAUACAGGAAUUGAAAGACCUUUUUAUUCACACGGAGGACUGUGUUUGUGUGCUAUACCUUAAAGUGAGUCUGACUGUAUGGCUUUAACUUGAUGCAGUAUGUGGCCAUGUGAAUUCUUGCUUUUAAUGCAAAGAUAAGGAAAUGUCUUGUUUUUCAGUCCUGGCUUAAAUUAAAAUACAAAUCCAGACUACAA